UUAUUGGUCGGAAGUUCAAGUAUCUGGUAGGUUGACUGGCGGAUGGGAUACAUGAGCUGGAGCUAUGGCAGGUCCUAGUAGGAAGCAGAUGUUAAGGUUUCUCGGCCAACUUGGGGCGUUUAUUCUGACCCGGUUCGGAUUCUGGAACUGCUUCAGUAUGCUGAUGCUGUUCGCUGAAAGAGCGGACUCAAAGAGAAAACCGGACAUCCAUGUACCAUACUUGUAUAUUGACAUGGGAGUAGCCGUCCUCUGCGCUAGUUUCAUGUCAUUUGGAGUGAAGAGGAGGUGGUUUGCUCUGGCUGCCGCCAUGCAGCUGGCCAUCAGCACUUAUGCAUCCUACAUCGGAGAGCAGGUGCAUUAUGGGGACUGGCUAAAGGUCCGGAUGUACUCCAGAGCGCUAGCCAUCAUCGGGGGCUUCCUGGUCCUGGCCAGCGGAGCGGGGGAAGUCUACAGGCAGAAGGCCCGCAGCAGAUCGCUGCAGUCCACUGGGCAGGUCUUUGUGGGAAUCUAUCUCAUCUGCAUGGUGUACUCGUUGCGGCACAGUAACGAGGACAGACAGGCCUACCUGAACCACAUUGCUGGGGGCGAGCUCACUCUGAUGCUGAUAGAGGUGCUGUUUGGCGUUCUUGCUCUGGCCUUCCUCACCGGGUACUACAUCCGGAUGGCCGCUCAGAUCCUGACCACCAUCCUUCCCCUGGUCAUCCUGCUCAUCGACGGAAACCUCGGAUACUGGCACAACAACCGCAAGGUGGAGUUCUGGAACCAGAUGAAGCUGAUCGGCCACAACGUGGGGAUUUUCGGCGCCGUGCUCAUCCUGGCCACCGACGGGUAGAACUCUCUGGCUUUUAAAGACAGUUUUUUUACAAAUGGGAGCGUCUGUGCAGAAUGAGAUUGUUGUGGCUGGAUUGUGCCGGAAGCUGCUGCCCGCCUCAGGAUUUAAAGCGCCCAGCUUGUGAGAGCUCAGACGGUUCAUCAUUAGCUACCAGAUGGCUGCCUUCCUUCUACAAGAAAAACACGUUUCCUUUAUACUUUUUAAAUAGCAAAUGGUUUUAUUUAUUUGGUUUCUUGUUUACAUUUUGUUAUGCUCUGAAACUUUACAACAUGAGUGAGUAUUAUGCAUUUGCUGGGAGCUUUUACUUCCCUGGGAAACCCUGAAUAUCACAAUUCAUGUUUUAAAAUUUUCAAGUAAAUGAAAACUGUUCUAUAAUGGUAUGUUGCUUUUAAGAUGUACAAAAAUGUUUGUUUUUUUAAUAAAUUUAAAGUACAAUAUCAACUUACAAAA
Molecule: messenger RNA, 1282 nt
Organism: Poecilia latipinna (sailfin molly)
Lineage: Eukaryota; Metazoa; Chordata; Actinopteri; Cyprinodontiformes; Poeciliidae
Gene: tmem101
Product: transmembrane protein 101
Exons: 4
Coding region: 65-832 (255 amino acids)
Biological process (GO): positive regulation of canonical NF-kappaB signal transduction
Source: RefSeq, a predicted model, not a curated record